AGCACCCGCUUCCGGCCCCGCGACCAUGAACUAUUUUUCUGAAGAGUACGAGGCUGUGUUCCGGUCUCUGCUCCGGUUGCGCCAGUCUGAGUACUUGGUUGACGAUGGACGUGCCAGCAAGGAGCUCGUGUUCAACCCUGACGCGGUCAUCGCCCACUGCUUCAAGCAGUUCAAGCAGGAGGACUUCCACCUGCCUCAGAGCCGCCGGAGGAUCAUCUUCUUGCCUCGAAAGGAGGCUCUGAUGCCCGUCAAUCCCACCCCCCACCCCCAGGCUCCCCCCGAGCCCACCCCCAGCUCCAAAGCCCUGGAAGUUGGGGACAUCCAAGAACAGCCAGAGGACCCAAGGGCCUGGCUGACCCAGAGGCUGAGGGUUCGGCAGGACCUGGAGUCAUUUGGCAGCAUAGAGAGGUGGCUGCGGAACAAGUCCAGACUCACGCCUUCGGAGGCCAAGGUCCUACACGAGAGCCAGAAGGAGCACGAGGCCCGGCUGAUGGGCCAGCUGGCCACUCCCAGAGACACCGAGAAGAAAAGCCCGCGACCCCUCCACCAGCAGGUGCCCCCGCUACCACUGCCCAAACCCUCUGCCCUGUCGGCCUUGUACUCUUACCUGUGCAGCCACAAGAUCAAGAUCCAGGAGAUAUUUCACAAGGUGGAGCAGGGCAAGAACCAGAGGAUCUCCAGGGAGGAGUUCAUCACGGCUCUGAAGGCGGUUGGAGUCCCUCUGAAAAGCCAGGAGGUGGAGGACAUCGUGAUGUAUCUCAGCUCUCUGGGAAAGCACAACAGCAUCACCGUGGAUAACCUGGCCAGCACCUGCGAGCAGUGGUCUUCGGCUCAGCAGAAAAGCACCCUGGCAACUGCAACAGAGUACUAUAGAUCUGCCAAGGACAGUGGUUCCCCACAGAGUCCAUCCAAGAAGCAGCAGGAGAAUUUAGCCCCAGAGCCUCUCAAGAUGGACCUGCUGACCGUGCCCGUGGUCGACACCGACAUGGAGGCCCAGCCUAUGACCCUGGAGGAGAUGGACGAUGUGGGCAAGCGGUACCGCGAGAAGAAGCGGCAGAGCAAGCUCACCAUCCCCUCCAUCCAGUACACGGAGCACAGCGGGAACAAGCACUUUGAUGAGCACUGCCUCCCGUCCACCAUCCACGGGGAGAUGGAGGCGCUGAUCAACAGGUCGCGCACCAGCACCUUUCUGGUCUACCUGCAGUGCUGGAAGCUCUGCAAAUCCUACAGCCUCCCGCUGACCGAGGACGUCCUCAUGAGAGCCCUGCUGUACCCGGGGGACAAGAUCAUUUUCCAGAAGGACCAGGUGCGUCCAAUCCGGCAACCGGGAGGCUACUACUCGGACCUGAAGAUCUUCAGUCCGAACCAGGCCCUGCUCCGAUCCCAGGGCGUUUCCAAACCUGUGGCUCAGAAGCCUGACAAGAACAUGCUGAAGAAAGUCAAGAAAGUCAGCUUUAAGAAGUUUGAGGAAUUCACCAGGAAGCUGAAGGCGAAGAGGCCCAGUGGUCCGCAGCUAACCCAUCCCAAUUUCUUCUGGCCGGGUCACCUCCUGGACAAGCUGAAGCUCUACCUGCCCACUGUGACCGUGGACCGGAGCCUGGCGCUCUUCAGUUGUGUCCAACACCGGUCCCAGGCCUACUCAGCCACCUACCAUCCCGACCACUGGUGGCCCAUUAAAGACAUGAACUACAUGACCUAUGCCUAUUACGAUGCCCCCAAGAUCUACCACAUCAACUGGACUGGCCCAAGUGUCACCAAACCUAGCCAUCCUGGGCCGGGGGCCAGUAUAGCUAGCAGCCCAGAGCCGUAGACACAGGGACGGUAUCAAAGAACCAAACAGAAGUCGUUUCAGUGGGAAGGCCCGGGCCAGCUCUCUCCAAACUCAAAGUGUGCAGUGUGUCAGAGAGUGGAUGUGUCCAGGGAGAGAUGUGGGUUUUGAGCAUUUCCCUCUCCUGACCUCUGUCCUUUUGAAAUAAACCACGUUGGAGUUUUUCUCAUGUCA
Globicephala melas (long-finned pilot whale) is the source of this 2002-nucleotide messenger RNA. It is a transcript of the gene EFCAB12, whose product is annotated as EF-hand calcium binding domain 12. NCBI's taxonomy places the organism in Eukaryota, Metazoa, Chordata, Mammalia, Artiodactyla, Delphinidae. The record is from RefSeq and is a predicted model, not a curated record. Gene Ontology annotation, molecular function: calcium ion binding.